Messenger RNA from Ilex paraguariensis (yerba mate), 245 nucleotides. NCBI's taxonomy places the organism in Eukaryota, Viridiplantae, Streptophyta, Magnoliopsida, Aquifoliales, Aquifoliaceae. The record is from the annotation of a GenBank genome assembly.
AUGCCAACAGUCUUCGUCUCCAACAUAGGUCUUUCGCCAUGUCCGUUUCUUCCUCCACCUUCAAAUCCCAAAUACCCACAAAAUUGCUUCCAACCCAUCAACCGCCGUGACCUCCUUACUUCACUCGCCCUCUCUAUCACCCCAUUCUUCACUCCUCACCUCACUGACUCCCCAAGCUCCAUGUCAGUGCCUCUCUCUCAAGCUCGUGGACUCUUCCAAAUGCCCCCGUUUCGCAUCAGCAACAG